GAAAUUACAAAACUUUAGAAUCCUUUUUAAAACUCAAAAACAGUACAAGUUUGCAUUACCUGCUUUGUAAGACAAUUCUCAGCAACAAAAACCGGAUCAAAUUAAGAUCCUACAUCUGUACACAGCACUGAUAGUCAUGCAGAAGUUUGCAGGGUUGAUUUCUAAUGCUUCCAUGCUUCUGACAUUCUUGACUUCUUCUUGGCCGUAUAUGUGUGUCACUGACUGUGUGCGUAACUUGUUUGUCACUGACUGUGUGUGUAACUUGUGUGUCACUGAUUAUGUGUAACUUGUGUGUCCCUAACAGGGUGAGCCUGUUGGCAAAGUACUGCAGCACUCAUCUCCACACUGUCAAACUGAGCUUCUGCCAGAUCAGCCCAGAGGCCAUCCACAACCUCAGCAGGCAGUGCAAACGGUUGAAGCUACUGCAUCUCUACGGCUGUGCCUACAUCCCUACUGAGAAGGAGAUCAGAGACAUCAACACCACUGUUACACUCAACCCGCUGACUUGAUACACACACACUAGAGCGUUGGACCAGUAACCAAAAGGUUGCUGGAUUGAAUCCCUGAGCUGACUAGGUUGAAGCUACUGCAUCUCUACGGCUGUGCCUACAUCCCUACUGAGAAGGAGAUCAGAGACAACAACCCCACUGUUACACUCUACCCGCUGACUUGAUACACACACACAGACACACUUAUUGUUGAAAUUGGUAACACAUCUGACAAACUCCUCCACGGUUACCACGACUUUGUAAAUACAGCCUGUGUGAUAUAAAGAAUGAAGAGUGCCCACAGCACAAGUGUGUCAAGGGCCCUCCUUCCAUCACCUCCUUCAUACAGUGAUGUGGUGUCAGGCAAGCUUUAUCCAAAUUACAUCUAUCUAAGCAAGGUACAAAUAUUUUGUAGAUUUGUUAUUAAUUUUUUUACAUGCUGAUUGUUAGUGAAAGUUUCCUAUUAUCUAGAGGCAGCAGGUGGCCUAAUGGUUAGCUCUUUAGACCUGUAACCAAAAGGUUGCUAGAUCGAAUCUGAGCCGACAAGGCCGUUUAACUCCCUGUUCAAUUUUAAUUUGUUCUUAACCGACAUGCCUGGUUAAAUUUUAAAAAAUCUAGUAGACAGAAAUGUGUAUUGGUCUUCUAGACUAUCUCUAUGGAAACGCAGUUGUUUUUGCUUGUGUUUCGUUUAUUCAACCUAUUGCAGGCAAUUGUGUAAGUGCGCGUGUCCGGGCACACAGUUCUUGUUUGUUUUGUGCCUGUUCUCGAAGUUGAGAGGCCAACACAAGAAGUAAGCCGCGUCAGCAGCUGUCGCACCCCACCUCUCACCACCUGUGUACCUGGCAAGAGACCCGCGGCAAGGGGACUGUCACAGCACCGCAGAGGACGACACAAGACUUGAUAAAUGAUACUAGGACGAAGGACGACACGUUAAUACCGUUAGCCCAAGGUGGUCGAAGUCCUGGAGAGAAUGAACGCUCUAUUUUUCUUUUCUUUUCAGGACCUCGAUAAGGUGAUUGACAGUGUUGAACGACUUGGACAAAAACCUCAGACUUGAAGUUCGUAAGGUGGCGGUAAAAGGAAUUUAACUGGUUAAAAACGUUGCUUUAUUGCUGUUGCCCAUAGUGUUCUUUCCCCUGGUGGUUUUCUGCGUGCUUGGUUUCUGGGGCUUUCAACUCUGGACUGAACCAUGUCAUUACCAGGCAUGGGUAGGGACCGGGAGAGUUUGUGUUCGCUCUUUCACGCUUGUGAUGUGGAUCAUUCUGGACAGAUUGAAAAAUACGAGUUUAUUCAAAUCUGCUCAGAGCUCAAUGUUCCACCGACGGAGAGAGAGCACAUAUUCUCUAAACUGGACACCGACAGAGACGGGACUAUCAAUCUAGCGGAGUUCAUUAGCGGCUUCCUCGGGAUCUCGGAGCAAGUGUAUUGUGGGAACAUGGAGAGCGAGAGCUGGGAAGUCUCUUCUCCGGCCUGGGAAGAUUUCCAGACCCGACUGGGGGACCAUGCCAAGUUCAUACCCAGGAAUGAGCAGGCAGCCACGCUGUAUCAGAACAUCAGUAUGGCAGAGCCCAGGAUGGUGCCUCAGUAUGAGAGACUCAUCAUGAGUUUCACCAGAGAGAUCAAACAACACAACGCUGAGAUGGAGAACCUGGCCCUGGCUGUCAAACGGGCACAGGACAAGGCCUCCAUGCAACUCAGUGAGAUGGAGGAGGAGAUGGAUCAACGCAUCCAUACAGCCGAGAACAACACAAGGCUUCAGGAAGCCAAGAGGGCUGAGGCAGCUCUAAGUGAGCUGAAGAGGCACUAUGAGUCCGAGGUGUGUGAGCUGCAGCACAAGGUCCAGAAGAUGAAACUGAUUGAAGACCAGUACAAGAACAUCAACAUGAAAGAUGAGUCUUCAACCCUGAAGAGGAAGAUCAACAAACUGACUCUGGAAAACCAGAGGUUGAAGCAGGAGUUGAUGCAGUCCCACACUAACAUAGCCUUCCUGCAGAGUGAACUGGACUCUCUGAAGAGUGACCUGACAGACCACAGCAUCAACUCGGAGGGAUACGAGGCGAUGAUGAGAGAGUUCUCUGAUGAAAGGGAUAACCUGGAGCGACAGAUAGAGAUCCUACAGGCAGCCAACAGGAAGCUUAAUGACAGUAAUGAUGGGCUGCUCAGGUCCCUUGAGAACAGCCUCAGCAAGAGCAACAAGCGUGAUAGCAGUGCUUCCCCAGCCAGCAUCAUUAGCAGGAGGAGCAGGAGCAACUGUUACUCAUCCCCAUACUUGGACAGGUUCUACCAGGCGGGUGUGGAGGAUGUUGAUGAGGACGAGGACCCACUGGGAGGCCUGUUUGGGGGUGGUGGUAGGGGCUCCCUGGGGUGUCGGAGGCCUGGUCUGGACACCAUAGCUCUGGCUCUGUGCGACCCAGGCAUGCAGCGCAGACAUAGCUACGAGGUGGACAGCCUGCCUGAGAGCUGCCUAGACAGCGGCAUGUCCACGCUGCGCGGCUCCAACUACGGAUAUGACUCUGAGCAGGAGGUCAAAGGGCACGAGGAUGAGGAGGAGGAGGGACAGAGGGUGGCCAGGAUCACAGAUGGCCUGGCGGAAGACAACUUUGACAACGACAUUGCAGAGGUGCGGAACAAGAUGGUGUUCGGAUCUGACAAUGGUUCUGUCCUGGACUGGAAACCCUUGGAACCAGUCAGCCGAAACAGCUCGGGAGCGUCCACACGCAAAGCCCUGUCCGCCAUCACCAAUGAGGCAAAGGAGAAGGAGUCAGCUGACCUGGGAUAUAUGACAUCAGAGAAGGCCUACCGGGUGGUGUUGGCAGGUGACGCGGCGGUGGGCAAGUCCAGCUUCCUGCUCCGCCUCUGCAAGAACGAGUUUCGAGGAAACACCAGCGCCACCCUGGGGGUGGACUUUCAGAUGAAGAGUCUGGUAGUGGAUGGAGAGCCUACCCUACUACAGCUAUGGGACACAGCAGGCCAGGAGAGGUUCCGCAGCAUUGCUAAGUCCUACUUCAGACGAGCCGAUGGCGUCCUCCUGCUGUAUGAUGUCACCUGUGAAAAGAGCUUCCUCAACGUCCGAGAGUGGGUGGACAUGAUCGAGGACGUGUCCCAGGACGACAUCCCCAUCAUGCUGGUGGGGAAUAAGAGUGACCUGAGAGAGCAGGCUCUGCAGGACGGGAUCACCUGUGUCUCCACCAGCUACGGAGAGAAACUGGCCAUGACGUAUAACGCCCUCUUCUGUGAGACCAGUGCCAAAGACGGCUCCAAUGUCAUAGAGGCCGUGCUGCAUCUGGCCAGAGAGGUGACCAAGCAGGUUCAUGGGGCUGAGAACCAGGAGUCUGUGACUAACCUCUAUAGAAAUCCCAACAAGAAGAUGCCCACCGUCACCUGCUGCACAGGAUAAGAUACCAAACAGAAACGCUACUAGAGUAACCAAAACUCACCACCUAAGGAACCGCAUCAACAGAACACUAGAACACUGUGUCCAACAGCAGAACAAGAGAACAAUGGGACUUCAGAAGAAUUGAACACAGGAGAAUCUGAUCAGAACACUAGAGUACUGUACAGUAACACUAGAACCACAAGACAGCUGGUUUUCUCAUAUAACAUCAACUGUACUGCUUAAUGCUAUAGGAUAACUCAUAUUGAGCUGUUAAGAAAGACAGCUUGUGUGUGUGUGUGUGUGUGUGUCUGUUUGUUAUUAUGCGCUUGCAUGAAUGCAUGGGUGCUUGUGUUAUAUGCAGAUGUCAUUCACAUCCUGGUUAGUAGUGAAAUCUAAUCUCCUGUGCUGUUGAUUGUGUCUUAUGAAACCUCUGUGUGUACCCAAUAGUCAUACAUUGGAAGUCAGAAGUUUACAUACACUUAGGUUGGAGUCAUUAAAACUUGUUUUUCAACCACUCCACAAAUUCCUUGUUAACAAACUAUAGUUUUGGCAAGUCGGUUAGGACAUCUACUUAGU
Messenger RNA from Oncorhynchus tshawytscha (Chinook salmon), 4440 nucleotides. Its product is annotated as ras and EF-hand domain-containing protein. The record is from RefSeq and is a predicted model, not a curated record. NCBI's taxonomy places the organism in Eukaryota, Metazoa, Chordata, Actinopteri, Salmoniformes, Salmonidae. Gene Ontology annotation, molecular function: calcium ion binding; GTPase activity; GTP binding. The coding region runs from base 1678 to 3885 and encodes 735 amino acids. The transcript is spliced from 19 exons.